Molecule: messenger RNA, 9661 nt
Organism: Conger conger (European conger)
Lineage: Eukaryota; Metazoa; Chordata; Actinopteri; Anguilliformes; Congridae
Product: receptor-type tyrosine-protein phosphatase delta-like
Exons: 43
Coding region: 560-6373 (1937 amino acids)
Biological process (GO): protein dephosphorylation
Molecular function (GO): protein binding; protein tyrosine phosphatase activity
Source: RefSeq, a predicted model, not a curated record
GGCGGCAGUGCGAGGCACAAUUUGACAGCGGCACUGUCUCUGCAAAGAAAGCUUACUUUUCGGUCUUUUCGUUAUCGCUCUCUUUGUCUCCGGCUACAGAUAGGGAGAGAGAGAACGGUUCAUUUGGGGGCCUCACUGGAAUAAGAAAGCAUUGCUGUUUCUGGCAAGGCAGAAGAAAGAUGAGAUUCCUCUGGAUACCCAAAGAAUAGUGAUCUUGAUCUGGACACCUUACUGAUGUGACCACAUAUCCGAACGGGAUUCCAGGGGAAUUUCACUCUUUCAUUCGUCCUGUCUGAGGCAGUCCUGCUGGCAGCUUCCUUAUAUGGGUGGGGCUUUGAACACAAACGUCUGACUGGGUACUGGCACACGCAUCUGCUCCAGGGCACGCUUUGGCUUUGGUUCUCUCUCCUGAGAUGGGCACCACAGGAUGAGCCCUGCAGGAAGCUAUUGAAUCCUUGGGGACGUUUCUGGGGUUCAUAAAGGCAGUGAGAGUGCCCUGUAUCUGAGAGAUCAGACCAGAUUUGCUCAAAGUGGCCCGUGACGCUCAGCCUGCCGGAGGAUGCUGGUGCCAAGCCUUCCCAUCAUGCACUUUGCCAGGCUGCUGCUGCUCACCCUGGGCCUGCUGGGCCUCAGCGCUGCUGAGACGCCGCCAAAGUUUCUGAGAACUCCCAACGACCAGACGGGCGUGCAGGGAGGCGUGGCCUCGUUCAUCUGCCAGGCGACGGGCGACCCGCGGCCCAAGAUCGUGUGGAACAAGAAGGGGAAGAAAGUCAGCAACCAGCGCUUUGAGGUGAUAGAGUUUGACGACGGCUCUGGCUCGGUGCUGAGAAUUCAGCCGCUGCGCACGCCGCGCGACGAAGCCGUGUACGAGUGCGUGGCCUCCAACAGUGCUGGAGAGACCAGCUCCUCCACCAGACUCACUGUCCUACGUGAGGACCAGCUGCCUCCCGGUUUCCCCACCAUAGACAUGGGCCCGCAGCUGAAGGUGGUGGAGCGAACGCGCACCGCCACCAUGCUCUGCGCGGCCAGCGGGAACCCCGACCCGGACAUCUCCUGGUUCAAGGACUUCCUGCCCGUUAACACCACCCACAAUAACGGGCGCAUCAAACAGCUACGAUCAGAAUCCUUUGGUGGUACACCAAUAAGAGGUGCCCUACAGAUCGAACAGAGUGAAGAGUCCGAUCAGGGGAAGUACGAGUGCGUCGCCACCAACAACGACGGCACUCGAUAUUCCGCCCCCGCCAACCUUUACGUCAGAGAGCUUCGAGAAGUCCGGCGGGUGCCCCCGAGGUUCUCCAUUCCUCCGACGGACAGCGAGAUCAUGCCGGGCGGCAGCGUGAACAUCACGUGCGUGGCGGUGGGCUCGCCCAUGCCCUACGUCAAGUGGAUGCUGGGAGCCGAGGACCUGACCCCCGAGGACGACAUGCCCAUCGGGCGGAACGUUCUGGAGCUCACCGACGUGCGCCAGUCCGCCAACUACACCUGCGUCGCCAUGUCGACGCUGGGCGUCAUCGAGGCCGUGGCUCAGAUCACGGUCAAAGCUCUGCCCAAGGCUCCCGGGGUCCCCGUGGUAACGGAGAGAACCGCCACCAGCAUCACGCUGACGUGGGACUCCGGGAACCCGGAGCCCGUCUCCUACUACAUCAUCCAGCACCGGUCCAAGGCCUCCGAGGACACGUACAAGGAGAUCGACGGCGUGGCCACCACGCGCUACAGCGUGGGCGGCCUCAGCCCGUACUCGGACUACGAGUUCCGCGUGCUGGCGGUCAACAACAUCGGCCGGGGCCCGGUCAGCGAGGGCAUCGAGGCCAAGACGGCCGAGCAGGCGCCCAGCACGGCCCCCCGGCAGGUCAGGGGCCGCAUGCUCAGCAGCACCACCGCCAUCACGCACUGGGACGAGCCCGAGGAGGCCAACGGCCAGAUCAUGGGCUACCGGGUCUACUACACCACCGAGCCCAACCAGCACGUCAACCUGUGGCACAAGCACAUGGUGAGAGGGGCCAACUUCCUCACCAUCCAGGGCCUCAUCCCCAACAAGACCUACUUCAUCAAGGUCCUCGCCUUCACCUCCGUGGGAGACGGGCCCCUGUCCCCGGACCUGCAGAUCAUCGCCAAGACGGGAGUUCCAUCCCAGCCAACCGACUUCAAAGGGGAAGCAAAAUCAGAAACAAGCAUUCUGUUGUCAUGGGUACCGCCUCCACAGAACGGUCAAGACAAUCAGAUUACUGGAUAUGAACUAGUGUACAGGAAAGGAGAGGAGAAGGAGGAGAAGCGGAUCAGCUUUGAGCCUACGACCACCUACCUCCUGAAAGACCUGAAGCCCUUCACCACCUACGCCUUCAUGCUGGCUGCCCGUAGCAAGCACGGCGUGGGAGCCUACACCAACGAGAUCUCCGCCGAGACGCCCCAGACACAGCCCUCAGCACCGCCCCAGGAUGUCAAAUGCUCUAGCCCUAGUUCCACCAGCAUUCUGGUAAGUUGGCUGCCCCCGCCAGUGGAAUUACAGAACGGGAUUAUCACCAAGUACUCCGUCCAGUACUCCGCCACCGAGGGGGGGAACUCGUCCUCCCUCCAAACCGUGGACGUCCCUCCCGAAAGCUCCCAGCGACUGCUGGAGGACCUGGAGAAGUGGACCGAGUACAGCUUGGCAGUGAGCGCCCACACGGAGGCGGGCCCAGGCCCCGCCAGCCUUCCCCUGCUCAUCCGCACUGAGGAGGACGUUCCCAGUGGGCCCCCUCGUAAAGUUGAGGUGGAGGCCGUCAACUCCACGUCAGUUAAAGUCACGUGGCGCUCGCCGCCCCCUUACAAGCAGCACGGACAGAUCAGGGGGUACCAGGUGCAUUACGUCCGCAUGAUCAACGGGGAGCCCACGGGCCAGCCCGUCAUCAAGGACAUCCUGAUCGACGACGAGCAGUGGGAGUAUGAUGAUUCAGCUGAACAUGAGCUGCUUAUUUCUGGCCUCCAGGCCGAUACCACCUAUUCCGUGGCUGUCGGGGCGUACACCACUAAAGGAGACGGUGCGCGGAGCAAACCCAAACUCAUCUCCACCACCGCCGCCGUGCCUGAAAAGCCCACCCUCAUGUUCAGCUCCACCAACAUGGGAACGUCCCACAUCCAGUGGUACCCCCCCACCAACACCUUCGGCCCCCUGCUGGGCUACCGUCUGACUUUCGGCCGCACAGACGCGGAGCCCCCCACCGUGCUGGAGUUCCCUCCGGGCGAGACGCACUUCACCACCCGGGACAUCCACCGGGGGGCGCUGUACGUGCUGCGUCUGUCCGCCCGCAACCGGGCCGGCUUCGGAGAGGAGGCGGUGAAGGAGAUCUCCACCCCGGAGGAGGCGCCCAGCGGGUACCCCCGAAACGUGGCGGCCGAGGCCCCCGCCCCCACCUCCGCGCGGGUCUCCUGGGAGCCCCCGGCUCUCUCCGAGCGGAACGGCGCCAUCGUGAAAUACGCCCUGCAGUACGAGGACGCGGACGCCCCCGGGGGGCCCUCCGAACUCCUCAUCUCCUCCCCCGAGUCCUCCGCCACCCUGCACAGCCUUAAACCCGACACCGCUUACCAUGUUAAAAUGUGCGCGUUUACCAGCAAGGGCCCGGGCCCCUAUAGCCCCGCGGUUCGGUUCAGGACACAACCGCUGGAUCAAGCAGUGUUUGCAAAAAAUUUCCGCGUGAAAGCAGCAAUGAAGACCUCGGUUCUUCUCACGUGGGAGACCCGUGAAAACUAUAACCCAUCCCAGCCUUUCACGAUACUCUAUGACAACGGGCAGAGCGUAGAGGUGGAUGGGAAGCUGACGCAGAAGCUGAUAGUGAACCUGCAGCCCGAGACGCAGUACUCCUUCCUGCUGACCAACCGCGGGAACAGCGCCGGCGGCCUCCAGCACCGCGUGAGCACCAUGACGGCCCCGGACAUCCUGCGCACCAAGCCCUACCUGAUCAGCAAGACCAAGUCCGACGGCAUGGUCACCGUGGAGCUCCCCGUCGUCAAGACCACAGAGAAAGUCAAGGGGUACUACGUGGUGGUGGUGCCUUUGAAGAAACGCGCCGGAAAGUUCUCGAAGCCCUGGGACAGCCCGGAUGAGAUGAACUUGGAGGAGCUGUUGAAAGAGAUCAACAGAACCAGCAGAGCUCUUCGAUUGCGGAGGCAGGCGGAGCCCAAAGCUUACAUCACAGCCUACUUCAAAGACCUCCCGGGCGAGUUCACCCUGGGGGAUGGGCAGGUCUACGGGGACUUCCAGAACAGGCCGCUCCAAAACGGACAGGAGUAUGUCUUCUUCGUUUUGGCCGUCCUGGAGAUCUCUGAAAACACCAUGUACGCCACCAGCCCCUACUCUGACCCCGUCGUGUCCGUCGACAUCGACCCGCAGCCAAUCGUGGACGAGGAGGAGGGGCUUAUGUGGGUGGUGGGGCCAGUGCUUGCUGUGAUCUUCAUCAUUUGCAUAGUCAUCGCCAUCCUCCUGUUCAAGAGGAAAAGAGCAGAGUCUGAAGCCAGAAAGGGAAGCCUUCCCAACAACAAGGAACAGCUAUCCCAUCAUCCCAAUGACCCCGUGGAGCUUCGCCGGCUCAACUUCCAGACCCCCGGUUCAGGUGUGUCCGGUUACCCCAGUAACCUCCAUAUGCCAAGUAUGGUCAGCCACCCGCCAAUCCCCAUCGCAGAGCUCGCGGACCAUCUGGAGCGGUUGAAAGCGAACGACAACUUGAAGUUUUCUCAAGAGUAUGAGUCCAUUGAUCCUGGACAGCAGUUUACGUGGGAGAACUCCAACUUGGAAGUGAACAAGCCAAAGAACAGAUACGCCAACGUCAUCGCCUACGACCACUCCCGAGUACUGCUGUCUGCCAUCGAAGGCGUUCCAGGCAGCGACUACAUCAACGCUAACUACAUCGACGGCUACAGGAAGCAGAACGCCUACAUCGCCACCCAGGGCUCGCUCCCCGAGACCUUCGGCGACUUCUGGAGGAUGAUCUGGGAGCAGCACACGGCCAACAUCGUCAUGAUGACCAAGCUGGAGGAACGAUCAAGGGUUAAAUGUGACCAGUAUUGGCCCACCAGAGGGACGGAGACGUACGGUUUGAUCCAGGUCUCGCUGCUCGACACCGUGGAGCUAGCAACGUACUGCGUGAGGACGUUCGCUCUCUACAAGAACGGGUCGAGCGAGAAGAGGGAGGUGCGGCAGUUCCAGUUCACGGCCUGGCCGGACCACGGCGUCCCGGAGCACCCCACCCCGUUCCUGGCCUUCCUGCGGCGGGUGAAGGCCUGUAACCCCCCGGAUGCCGGGCCCAUGGUUGUGCACUGCAGCGCUGGCGUUGGCAGGACCGGGUGCUUCAUCGUCAUCGACGCCAUGCUGGAGCGCAUCAAGCACGAGAAGACGGUGGACAUCUACGGCCACGUGACGCUGAUGCGGGCCCAGAGGAACUACAUGGUGCAGACGGAGGACCAGUACACCUUCAUCCACGACGCGCUGCUGGAGGCUGUGACCUGCGGGAACACCGAGGUGCCCGCCCGCAACCUCUACGCCUACAUACAGAAGCUCACGCACGCCGAGCACGGAGAGAACGUCUCCGGGAUGGAGCUGGAGUUCAAGCGCCUGGCCAACACAAAGGCCCACACGUCCCGGUUCAUCAGUGCCAACCUCCCCUGCAACAAGUUCAAGAACCGCCUUGUAAAUAUAAUGCCAUACGAGUCCACCAGAGUGUGUCUGCAGCCAAUCAGAGGAGUGGAAGGCUCCGACUACAUCAAUGCCAGUUUCAUCGACGGCUAUAGACAACAAAAGGCCUACAUCUCCACGCAGGGUCCGUUAGCGGAGACUACGGAGGACUUCUGGAGGAUGCUGUGGGAGCAUAACUCCACCAUUGUGGUGAUGCUCACCAAACUCAGAGAGAUGGGAAGGGAAAAAUGUCACCAGUACUGGCCGGCGGAGCGGUCCGCCCGGUACCAGUACUUUGUGGUGGACCCGAUGGCGGAGUACAACAUGCCCCAGUACAUUCUGAGGGAGUUCAAAGUGACGGACGCCAGGGACGGACAGUCGAGAACGGUGAGGCAGUUUCAGUUCACGGACUGGCCAGAACAAGGAGUGCCCAAGUCCGGUGAAGGGUUCAUCGACUUCAUCGGACAAGUGCACAAAACGAAAGAGCAGUUUGGCCAGGACGGACCCAUCUCGGUGCACUGUAGUGCGGGGGUGGGGCGGACUGGCGUCUUCAUCACCCUCAGCAUCGUGCUGGAGAGAAUGAGGUACGAGGGUGUGGUGGACAUCUUCCAGACCGUCAAGAUGUUGAGGACACAGAGGCCAGCGAUGGUGCAGACAGAGGAUCAGUACCAGUUUUGCUACAGGGCCGGACUGGAAUACCUGGGAAGUUUCGAUCACUAUGCAACAUAAUAUUUCUGUCCUUAGAGGGGAGACAGCAGGCCCAUCAAACCACAGAGCCUCUUCUGAGCCAUACUUACCUGCUUGAGAAAUACUUCUUAAUGUCAAGCUAUAAACAAGAUAUGUGUCGGAUGUGAAACACAAAAAAAAAACAAACAAAAAAAAAAUAAUGAAAUAUUCCAGGUUGACCCAAGUCUUGACUCCAAUGGAUAAACAACCCUGACUUUAAUUGAGGAAUCCUGACUGGCAAGGCAUCCCAAGGAAUUCUUUUUAUUUUUUAUUUUUUGGGCUGCCUCCUGGAUUCACCUGGUUUUCAAAUGGAAAGGAAGGUUUGACCACACGGACAGCCCUGGCCACGGCUGCGGCCCCGAGGGCCACAGACUCAGCACUCAUUGUAAAGCGAAUCUGACCCUUACGCAUCAAGUACACCGCGUUUUUGUUUUUCCAUUUUAAAGAACCAGGUUUGGGAAGUGUUGACAAAAGUGAACUUCACGGAAGUAACCUCCCCCCCCCCCCCCAUCCCCCAUGGUUCAUUAACAGUUAGGGAAAAAAUAGCAAACGUUUAACAACCAUGAAAAGUAAAAGUUACUGAUUUAGUUUUUUAGUACUUUAUUAUACAGCUAACCUGUGCUUCAUUUUUAACCAUGUAAACGUAUUUCCUUUUUUUAACAAACUUUUAUCAUUUGAUGAGGUGACUUAAGCAAAACAUUUGAUGAAUUUUUGUUUUAUUUUGUUCUGACGAGGUUUUUUUAAGCUGUAGAACUGUUCUAAUACAUGUACCAUCAAGCAGAGGAAAUCUACACUUUCCAUGUAGCUCUUCUCCAUGUUUUCUUUUCAUGUUUUUUUUUUUGAACAUUUUUUUUUUUUGUACAGUCCUCUAUGUUCAAUACCAAAUUGAAACUUUGUUACAGGGUUAUUGUUCACUUUAUUUUUGUCUUUUUUGAAAAACACAUUAUGAAUGCCCAUAACGACUAUGAGAUUAAAUUGGGCUUUGUGGAAUCAACAGGGAUGAGCAAAGUAUAAAGCUGCUGCUAUGGUUAUCUUAGUUCUUCCAUGUUAAGACCACAUACAGUUUGCCAAAAUAACCUCUGGAAAGAAUUCCCCAUAGAAUAUAUAAAUAUAAUAUAUAUAUAUAAGUAUAUCUAUACAUAGAGAGACAAUUAUUUAUAUUUUCAAAAUAGCUUCCACAAAGAAAUUUCUGUAUUUUGGGGGAAAAUAAGAUCUGUCACUGGAAUGCACAUCGGUGGGACAAAAUUUAUUCUGACACAAAGCAUCAUUUCUUGUGCAAUAAAUAGGUGUACUAUAGGUAGUGUUGACGUGGUUGUUUGUCGUGAUUCACCGCACAGUUAUUAUGUGAGUAGUUGAGGGGACCGGUGUGACGGCUAAGCACGCCGGCGCGUUCUCGAAACGGUGAGCGGAUUGUGCAGGCGACUGCGUCUGCCCCCUCGAAAAGCCAAACUGGGUUCCGCUGUCCACCGCAGUAGGGCAAGACAGAGGGGUCGCCAUCCUAGGGGUCAGAUAUGUUCAACAGCAUAAAAUUGUUUUUGAUUUUACAUUUAGAGUGCCUUAUGAUGUAUGCCUGUUUUUUAUAUAACGUUCCUUUAAAGGUUUUAUGUAUUAUAUGUGUACAUUUAUUUUUACCUGAAGUAUUCAUUUUUUUAGUAUGUCAUUUGAAAUUAUAUAUGCAAAUAAUCCUGGCGCAGUGGUCCUGUGUUGAUUUUCUGUUUUCUCUGGGAAAUUGAAAGGCCAGUUGUCGACAGUGUCGUAGAAGCAACGCGCAAACGAGGCUUUGGGGGAAAUUGAUCUCUGUAAGUGUAUCCCCCUAACCAUAGUCAUAGUUUUGGGUUUUCACAUUUAAGCUUUUUAAUGUUUUAACGCUUUAGUAUUAACUAGCACUUUUAAAACUGCAGGCAUAGUUGAGAAAAUGAUACCACAGAAUGUUAUUUGUCACGUUGCCGCAGGUGUUGUGUGAGUGCAAAUAGGAACGUCAGUUAAAAGGCUAGAGCGAGUGGGUUCUUACAAAAGGGGUUGGCACCAGCGUAGAGAUAAAAACACACUUUGGCAGUUUGAAGACCAAACUAUGGCUGUAAAAGCACUUUCUCCUGCAUCUUUGAGCUGAAAGUUGCCAAAAAGACAACCGAGGUGCCCUGCAGUUGUUGAAAAGAAAGACAUCGUUCAAGUAUCUUUUGCACAAAGGCACGUACCAGUGAUUAGCAGCAGGUCUGUUCUCAACAACCCCACCUGACAAUCAAAAUGGCUCCCUCAGACAGUGCACCCGCAAUUCCUCCAGGCAGAUUCCUCUUCUUUUUUCCCCUCAUGUGGAUAGAGUGUAGAGCCUGAACUUCUCUGAUUCUACCCUGAGUCCUCUCUCGGGGGGCUUUGUGGAUGUGCAUUCCAGUACCCCAUCCCUUGUCCCUAACGACGCAAACAUCACAGCCACUCAAUCCACCUCAAGGGUGUUAUCUUUCUAAAACUCCUCUUACGUUCCUCUGUGUCAUACGUGUAGCCGGUAUGGUGCUAUUCUGUAGUGUCAUUCAUGUGUAGGUGUCAUGCGUCAUUCUUGUGCUCUAUCCUCUUCAGCAGACAGUCAUCGUUCCUCUUGAUUUGCCCUCCAUCUUGUUUUAUAUGCAUGUGUAAAAACAUCGCUGAUGGCCGACGGUGGCCACUUAGGAAGAAUUGCACUUUCUAUAUCUUUGUACUAUGCACUGCCCUAUUGAUUCUAAACCCAAUAAUGUUACUUGAACCCAUCUGUAAGAAUUUUAAUUCUCACUUUGCGUGUAUGUAAAUAACACAGAAAAGUAUGACUUUAAAAAGAGAAAAAAAAAGGGAAAAAAAAAAGUUGUGUGUGAAAAGCGAGCGUCUCUCGUGGUGACGCGAUGCUCGGGCGGAGGACAAGAUCCCGCCGCGCCCAUCCGUUCCUGUGGCUUUUCCUCCUUCCAGCUUGGAGUGUCAUCGCAAAACGCCGUCGUGUUCUCUGCUCUCUCACCAUCUCAUCCGGACGCAUCGACCGAAAGUAAUAAAUUGUAAAAAAAAAAAAAAUUAAAAUAAAUAAAUACAUUAAAAAAAAAAUAAAAGGCUUGUUAAAAGAAUCGAUUACCUCUGAUCAGUAGUUAACGUAAAUGUUUUUUUUUUGUUUCUUUUUUUCUUUUUUUUUCCCCCCCCAGAUUGAAAGGAGUGGUUUUUAUUUUCUUACUUAGGUUCCAUUGGUGGCGAGAGAAGUCUGUAUAAAAAUCAGUUCUUUGCUGACACAAGUUCCAUUUGUUACAAAUGAAUUCUAAUAAAAAAUGUCAGUGUUAUGCA